Messenger RNA from Chaetura pelagica (chimney swift), 1042 nucleotides. It is a transcript of the gene PAQR7, whose product is annotated as progestin and adipoQ receptor family member VII. Gene Ontology annotation, cellular component: plasma membrane. Gene Ontology annotation, biological process: response to steroid hormone. Bases 14 to 1042 code for a protein of 342 amino acids. The transcript has a single exon. NCBI's taxonomy places the organism in Eukaryota, Metazoa, Chordata, Aves, Apodiformes, Apodidae. Gene Ontology annotation, molecular function: nuclear steroid receptor activity; steroid binding. The record is from RefSeq and is a predicted model, not a curated record.
GUUCAGCUGCAUCAUGGCAACAGUGGUGACCGAGAAGCUCAGCCGCCUCUUCAUUAACGUGCGGCAGGUCCCUCAGCUGCUGGUUCCCCCCUCUCCUUCCACUGUCAGCAGUUCAGAGGUGCCCAGGAUCUUCUGGAAGCCUUACAUCGACACUGGCUACCGGCCUGUUCAGCAGACCUGGCGUUACUACUUCUCCACCCUCUUCCAGCAGCACAACGAGGCCAUCAACGUGUGGACGCACCUGGUGGCCGCGCUCAUCCUGCUGCUGCGCUUCCAGCAGCUCUCGCAGCGGGUGGAUUUUGGGCAAGACCUGCACGCCCAGCCUCUCCUCAUCAUCAACGUGGCUUCCAUCACUUACUUGACCUUCAGCACUCUUGCUCACCUUCUGCAGGCCAAAUCUGAGUUCUGGCACUACAGUUUCUUCUUCAUGGACUACGUGGGGGUUGCCAUCUACCAGUACGGCAGUGCCCUGGGGCACUACUACUACGCCAUCGAGCCGAGCUGGCACGAGAAGAUCAAGGGGUUCUACAUGCCCUUAGCUGUCCUGUUGGCUUGGCUGUCCUGUGCUGGUUCCUGCUAUGCCAAGUACCAGUACCACCAGUCUGCCCACCUCCUGGGCAGGCUGUGCCAGGAGCUGCCCUCCGGCCUGGCCUACGUGCUGGACAUCAGCCCCGUGAUCCAUCGCAUCUUCACCGCACAGCCUGACCCCGCCCUUCUCUAUCACAAAUGCCAGGUGUUGUUUUUCCUCAUCGGUGCCUUUUUCUUCUCGCAUCCUUAUCCUGAGAAGUGGUUCCCUGGGAAAUGUCACUUUUUUGGACAGAGCCAUCAGAUUUUCCACGUCUGCCUGGUACUCUGCACGCUGGCGCAGAUCGAGGCCGUGGUGUUGGACUAUGAGUCCAGGAGACAGAUCUACUCCACUCUUCAGGGUGACCUGGCACACAACUUCUCUGCCUUGUGCCUCCUCACUGUCACCUGCUCUGUCCUCACAGCUGCUUACAUGGCCCAGAAGGUGAAGAACAAGCUGAGCUUCAAAGAAGAGUGA